Messenger RNA from Hydra vulgaris (swiftwater hydra), 1588 nucleotides. RefSeq lists its product as uncharacterized. Lineage: Eukaryota; Metazoa; Cnidaria; Hydrozoa; Anthoathecata; Hydridae. The record is from RefSeq and is a predicted model, not a curated record.
AACCAUAGCAGCCGGAAGCGAAAACGACUCCAUAAAAAUGAAAAGGUUGGGAAACAGAUCACAGACUUUUUUCCUGGCAGCAAGAAACAAAAGAAAAUCCAGGAAAAUGAGGAAAAUACACCAAAUGUCUUCCGCAAAAAUAAGUGCAAAACGUUUUUUGAAAAAGAUGCACCGCAUAGUUUGGCCAAACGGCGCUUACUCUUUAGUAUACUAAAAUCAGUAGCCGCUAUCAGGUGCAAACAAGUUCCAAAAAUGAAUCGAUUUGUUUUGACAUAUGUGGAUGCAUUCGCUGGUAAAGGGUACUUUGGUAAAAGGAUACUUCCAGAACCUUGUGAUGACAUUUGUCAAUGGGGAACUCCUUUAAUUGCUUUACAUGCAUUCAUUGAAGAAAUUAAUGCGCAAAUAAAUAAUCAAGUUAGUAUCGAAUACAAAGAAGAAACAACAUUUAAAAACAAAUACACAGAUAAAAAAAUAUUAGAAGAAAUUUUAUGUUUCCGCUUUAUUUUUAAUGAUACUGAUAACAUCGAUGAACUCAAGGAAUUUAUAACUGAUUAUCUUAAGACUAAGACAGGUUGGAAACUAAUAUGUACCGAUGAGUUCAUAUAUUUAAGUAAACAAACUAAUGAUCAGUUUACUCGAACAAUAGAGAUCGAGUUUUCAAAGUCAAAGUUUAAAAAAAUGGAACCUAAAUUGGAAAGUAUUGAGGGACCAGCAUUUUUUUUUCUCGAUCCUUUUGGAAUAAAACUACCUUUAAGAAUCAUAAGAAAACUAAUAAAAGAAGAAAGAGAUGUAAUUAUUAAUUUGAAUGUAAAGUAUGCAGCCCGAGUUAUUAAAAAUAAAAAAAUGGUAAAACUUUGGAAUGAAAUUUUUGGUUCUAAAUUUAAUAAGGAAUCAAUUUCUAACAAAACCUCAAAAAAGUAUUGUGAAAUUGCAAACUACUAUUGUAAACUGCUCAAAGGUAUGAACAAACAAACAAGGCUUUUUACAACUAAGUUUAUACUUAGAAAAGGAAAGCUUCGUCCAGAUAAUGCAGAACUAUUUAACCUUGUAUUUGCAACUACUAGCCUACUGGUGUUGCAAAAAAUUAAGUUUUCAAUUCAGCGGCAUAAUCAAACCAAAGGUGAAUGUUCCUUUUCCGAUUACUUCAGUAUUAACGGAGUAUCAAUACCUGAAGGUAGAAAAACAGAUGAUUCUUAUGAAGCUAACGUUAUAUACAAAAUGUUUUCCAACAAAGGUUCAGUUAGACUUGGAAAGUUAAAAAAACUUAUUAUCGAAAAAACGCCAUUUCCGUAUCAUACAAAAGCGUUAAGAAAACUUGAAAAAGAUGAUUCUAUAGCUGUAACUCCACUUGAUUAUUUAGAUGAAAAAGUUUUAAGAACAAAAAAAAGUUUUUGCAACGAAGUAAGUCACAAUAUAUAUGAUACCGACCUAAAAUACGGUAACUUCUGGAUUAUCGAGUUUAAACCAAGGUAUAACUGGAAAAUUUUGAAAUAUGAAGUAAUAAAACCAAAUCGAUAACUACUAAUCUUAUUCAUUCUUAGUUGCUAUGGAGACUUUGUUUUUUUUUAAAUAAAUACAUCAUUAUUAA